This is a messenger RNA of Lonchura striata (white-rumped munia), 1640 nucleotides long. RefSeq names its product family with sequence similarity 72 member A (gene RUMY1). The record is from RefSeq and is a predicted model, not a curated record. Gene Ontology annotation, cellular component: cytosol. Lineage: Eukaryota; Metazoa; Chordata; Aves; Passeriformes; Estrildidae.
GGGACCGGGACCGGGUCCCAGCCGCCAUGUCCUCCGGCGGCUGCAGCUUCGAGGAGCGGAGCGUGCGGGUGCUGUGCUGCCGGUUCUGCCGGCAGGUGCUGAGCUCGCGGGGGAUGCAGGCGGUGCUGCUGGCGGACACCGACACCGCCCUCUACUCCACCGACAUCCCGCCCGCGGGAACCGUCGAUUUCAUCGGAGGCUGCUACUUCACUGAGAUCUGCAAGUGCAAGCUGAAGAACAUCGCCUGUUUGAAGUGUGGGAAUGUUGUUGGCUACCAUGUGAUUUGUCCCUGCAAGCCCUGCCUGCUGUCCUGCAACAACGGCCACCUCUGGAUGUUCCACAGCCAGGCAGUGUUUGGCAUCAACAGGCUGGACCCUUCUGGUGUGAAUGUAUUGCUGUGGGGCAACCUGCCAGAUCUGGAGGAAAGUGCAGAGGACACAUCCUGCACCUCUGAGGAGGAGUGCAUCAGAUAAAUGUUACCUGCAGCAUCUUCCCUCCACCUCUGGCCUGGCUGCCUGCUUUGGAUUUAUUUCAUUUCACCUGGUGGCCCAUCAGAGCUUAAAACAGCAGGAAUAAAACAGGAAAUCUGGAAAAAAAAAAUCAAAAAAAAAAAGGGAAUUCUUCUGGCUGUAAGCUUCCCUGGACUCCCGAAUCUGCCUGAGCAGAGACACACCUUAGAAAUGCCAACACAAAGUGCAUUUACUGAGCUCCAUUUUGCUUUUUAUUCCUAACCCUCUACAGCUGAUAAUCCUUCUUUCCUAAAGCACUUUUCAGAGAGCAAAACCCCUCAGCUGCUUGCAGUUCAAAGGAAUUUUCAGGAAUAAUCAGGCAGGUCUGGCAGAGCUCAGAACUGCCUCAAAGCUCUGCUGCUCUGGCUCUGGGAUCUCCUGCUCUUUGCACCCCAGGAUGCUCCUAAACGUGCCCUGGAAAGCCUCUUGGAGCCUUUCCAGCUUUAUUUUUCAAUACUUUUAGGGUUCUGUCUCCACAGAGAUCAAAUUCAUGCUUUUUCUCCUCGACAAAACCUAAAUUCUGCAGUUUCUUAGUAGAACUUCAAGGCUGCACUGGAGUUUUUCUUCAGGGCAGCACUAAAACCCAUCCACUUUCAUAUAUAUAUAUAUUUUCCCCUCUCCAAGCAAAUCUCAGUCAUGAAAUUGGAUCUUUUUAGAGAAAGAAAAAAAAAAGUUAAAUAUUUGGUGUUCAUGCCUAAUUUUCUCAUCCUGAGGUGCACAGACAAUCUGGUUCCUGUAGGUAAUGAAUUCAAAACUCAUUUUCUGAGUUGUUAACAAACCAGGAUGUUUUAUUUCAUUUAUUUCAGAACUAAGUGCUGUCCCCUUCAGCUAAUCACCUGAAGGCCAGCAAUAAAAAAAUUCCAGAUAAAAUCAUAUCAGAGAACAGAGGACACUUUUAAAUUUGGAUUGAUGCUAAAUAAAUCACUCUGUAGCCUCUUGUGAUACUUGAAAGGGGUGCAAUGAAGACACAUCUGAAUUCUCUCAGUAUUUUUACUGCUCGUUAUGUAUUUCUUAAUUAAUGGUACUACCUCUUUGCACUGUUUAAAUGUAUGUUGGUGUGUAUUUUUAUGUGUGUGUCUUGUUUUGAAUUCCUGUGUUGUGUCUGCCCAGGCAAUAAAAGCUUUGGACUGG